GGCGGGGUGCGUACGGAGGUAGGAAGAGGCGGCCGCAGACUUUCCGGUCGGCCCCUCGUUCGCUGCCGCGCGCCGGCCGGCUGGCCGCUCGGGUCGGUUGGCAGCUGCCUGGUGUCCGAGGGAUCCGGCCGCUGCUUCCCUACUUCCGGGGAGCUGUUUCGGGCAGUUCCAGGAGUCGUUCUAGAAAAUUACCAAACCUCCUUUGAGGGGUUGUGGGAACCCCUGGACCUGCAGUGUGCCCAGCAGAAGUGUGAGUAGCCUGGCACUACAUCUGCUGCUGGCGUCUGGAGUAGAGGAAGGCUUGUGGGGAUCUGAGGAUGACUCGGGGAAGAGACUGCCAGGACUGAGCCGAACCCUGGCACACCCAGUCGCUGUCCGAGAAUUAGCUGCUGGUGUGGAAAAAAAAAAAACAAAACACUACUUAUUUGAAUGUUUGGAUUUUGAGAAAUAGGACUGUUGUCUGUUACGGGGUGUUGGUCAUUAAACGGGUGGAAGAAAUGGGUGUAUCAGGGAGAUAGGCAGAUCUAACAAAAGGGGAUUUUUGAUCUCCCAUAGUUUUGAGCACAAGCCAUGUAACCAGGCAUUGGGACAGGUCUUGCAUACGCAGUUGGAACAAAACUGCAUUUUCUUGUCCUGGAUGCAUGUGGAAAGGAGGAUAUGGGGAUUGAAGUGGGCUGGUAGACUAAAGGUGGUCCCCAGGUGGGAGGAGUGAUUCUGAGCAGCUGCUGGAAGGAGGCACAGCGGGGAUUGCUGAGGGGCAUUCCUGCUAAGACCUAGGGGUGGUUUGUACCCCUGAAGAGGACCGUGAAAUCUGAGUUUGGGAAAUAGACCAAAAUUAAAGUGCUAGCUGUAUCAUUCUUUAGCCGUGUAGUUUUGUCAUAUUACUAAAGCUUUCCAAAACUAUGUUCAUGUCAUUUGUUAAAGAAGUACAUGCUGUAGUCAUUCUGGGAGGCUGUAACACAGUGGACUUGGUGGCUUAGACAACACACAUUUAUUUUUCACAGUUCUGGAGCCUGGCAGCUCCCAAGACCAAAGUGUCUGCAGAUUCGGGACCUGGUGACGGACCAGUUCUGGGCUUGCAGAAGCCUGGCACUCACUGAGUGCCAGCAUGGCAGAGAGAGCUGUGGGUAUAAGGAGCUUUUCCUGCAUAUUGCUUGUACUCUCUGUGAGUGGAGAUCCAGAGGAGGCGAGGGGGUGGCUGAAUUCUUGAGAAUGCAGCUGCAGAAAAACAGGAUUAAUAUACAGAGAACCGAUCCAAGGAUAAUUGCUGUUGAGAAUGGAGAGCUCGCUGCAAGAGGGAUCACUGUGGGGCCAUCCUUCAGAAGAGCAAUCUCAGGAGCCCCUCACGAUACUGUCUGCCCUGAUCUCUUCUAAAGAACAAGAAUCUGUGACCUUCAAAGAUGUAGCCAUAGACUUAACCCAGGAGGAGUGGACCCUGAUGGACAGGUCCCAGAGGAAGAUGUACAUUGAUGUGAUGCUGGAGAACAUCACUCAUCUGGUCUCUGUGGGGUGUCAGUUCUUCCAAUCAGAUGUGAUUUCCCAGUGGGAACAAGGAGGGGUGCUGUGGAGGGAAGACAGAGGACUUGCCCAAGGCUGGAGUCCAGGCUUGGAAAACAGCCAUAAAAAGGAAGAAACAAUAUCUAUGCAAGAUAUCUUCAAGGAGGACCCAUCUAACUGCAACACAAUAAAAUAUCACUCAGGAGAAGACCCCUUUGAACAUAUUGGGUAUGAUGAAGUUUUCACUCAGACCUACACAUUGACUCAACAUGUCUUAACUCACACUGGACAGAGACCCUAUAAAUGGAGUGAAUGUGGGAAACAUUUCAGUCAUAGAAGCGACCUUUAUAGACACCAGAAAACUUACAUGGAAGCAAAACCUUAUAAAUGUAAUCAAUGUGAGAAAUGCUUCCAUAAUAGAAGGAAGCUUUGCAUACACCAGAGAAUUCACACGGGAGAGAAACCCUAUAAAUGUGAUGAAUGUGGAAAAAACUUCAGUCGAAAUUCCCACCUUCGUUCCCAUAAAAUAACUCACACAGGAGAGAAUCCAUUUGUUUGUAAUCAGUGUGGGAGUCACUUCAGGUAUUUUUCAUCUUUAACUAGACAUAAGCAUAUUCAUUCUGGACAGAAGCCUUAUGAAUGUCAUCUGUGUGGGAAAGCCUUUGUUCAAAGUUCUUACCUUAAACAACAUGAGAGAACACACACUGGAGAGAAACCAUAUAAAUGUCUUCUAUGUGGAAAAGCCUUUGUUACAAGCUCUAAUCUUAGAGAACAUGAGAGAACUCACACUGGAGAGAAACCAUAUAAAUGUCAUCUAUGUGGAAAAGCCUUUGUUCAAAGCUCUUGUUUUAGACAACAUGAGAGAACACACACUGGAGAGAAACCAUACAAAUGUCAUCUAUGUGGAAAAGCCUUUAUUACAAGCUCUUGUCUUAAAAAACAUGAGAGAACUCACACUGGAGAGAAACCAUAUAAAUGUCUUCUAUGUGGAAAAGCCUUUGUUACAAGCUCUAAUCUUAGAGAACACGAGAGAACCCACACUGGAGAGAAACCAUAUAAAUGUCCUCUAUGUGAAAAAGCCUUUGUUACAAGCUCUAAUCUUCGAGAACACGAGAGAACUCAUACUGGAGAGAAACCAUAUAAAUGUCAUCUGUGUGGAAAAGCCUUUGUUACGAGCUCUUGUCUUCGAGAACAUGAGAGAACCCACACUGGAGAGAAACCAUAUAAAUGUCCUUUAUGUGGAAAAGGCUUUGUUACAAGCUCUUGUCUUAGAAAACACGAGAGAACCCACACUGGAGAGAAACCAUAUAAAUGUCCUCUAUGUGGAAAAGCCUUUGUUACAAGCUCUAAUCUUAGAGAACAUGAGAGAACUCAUACUGGAGAGAACCCAUAUAAAUGUCCUCUAUGUGGAAAAGCCUUUGUUACGAGCUCUUGCCUUUGAAGACAUGAGAGAACUCACUUUAAAUGUAGUGAAAGAACAUGGAAGAGCCUUCAGCCACAGCUCUAAUCUAUAAUCCGAGAAUUCAUAAGUGGGGGAAAUUUAUGGCCAUAUUCAUUAUGGAAAUGCCUUCAUUUUAAAUUUAUCCUUACACAACAUGAGUGAACUCCAUUUGGAGGAACCCUAUAUUUAUCAUCGAGGAGGAAGAGACAUUAGCUGAUCUCCGGUUGUAGGGUGCACAAGAAAAUUCAGUAUGAAUGAUAAUCUAAUCUCCCUGGAAGGGAAAUUACACAGGAGAAUCUUACAAAAGGAGGUCACUCUAGGAGAGUAACAAAAAUUGAUGCUGGGGAGCUUAUUCAUUGUAAUAUGCAUGGAAAAAACAUUUACUAGUAGAAAAACUAUUGUAGGCAUGUGAAGUUUCACACUCUGUAGAAUAGUGAAUGAAUGGAAGUCUUCAGUGAUUUUUAAUUCCUUAGUCAACAUGCAAUUUCUCACAUUGUAUAUAUGCCAUUGCUAAAAUCAGAUGAAAGGUUAGAGUUUGCAUUAGAAAUCCCUGACUAGGAAAAACAUCUAUUGAGAAUGUCUAACCACACAGUUUAGACAUUAAUUUAUAUUUUUGCCUGAUGGCCUAUUAUAAAAAUGUAAGAAACAUAUGUAGGAUUGUGACAUCAUCUGGGAAUUCUGAAUGCAGAAUUUUAUGACAAUUAUUUUCUUCCUUAAUGGACUAGUAUGUAGAACUGCAUAUGAAGCAAAAUUGUUGCUAAAAAAUCCAUUAUACUGGUUAGGUCCUAUUUUUCAUACAGCAAUAAUUAUGAUUGGGUUCAACUAGAAAGUAAUGUUGAAUAUUAACUGAAAAACAACACAAGAUGAUGUGUCAUUACUACAUAUUGUUAACCAUGUAUGUAGAUUAUAAUGAUGAAUUAAAGAUUAAUACAUAGUUUGUGACCGAA
Messenger RNA from Leptonychotes weddellii (Weddell seal), 3885 nucleotides. NCBI's taxonomy places the organism in Eukaryota, Metazoa, Chordata, Mammalia, Carnivora, Phocidae. The record is from RefSeq and is a predicted model, not a curated record.